AUUAUUAAAAACAAGUAUUAUAAACAUUAAUUUAAUUUUUUUUAUUAUAAAUAAUUACAAUAAUGUAUAAGAAAUCUAUUUAAAAUAUUAUGAUUAGUAAACAUUAUUGAUUAACUCGUUUUAACUUGAGAAUUAAAAAAAAAAUCAAUUUCGUUUGUAUAUCACAACAAUAUAAUAUAAACACAAUUCAAUAUGCCUUCAUACACACUUCUGGAGUAUAAAUUACGCCGUUAUUUCUUUCUGGGAAAUGAGCAUUCUAUUUAUGUUCCUCCACAAAUCAAACAAAAGAUAUAUCGACAAGAAAACCAUAAUUACCUCGACGGUAUAAAAAUUAUUGGAAAUAUUGUAAAGAAAAAUAAACCUGAAGAAAUAAAUUCAAUUGUACCAAUAAUAUUAAAAGUAAAAAGAGAAAAUAUACUGACUAAUGAUCAACAUUUAAUAUUUAGUUUAGCCAUUUGUGCUAAAUUAACUUUAAAUAUAAAUUGUGUGAAGAUGGUACAAGAUGCUUAUGAUGCUGUAUCAAUAGUUUGUAUCAAUGGAUUACAACUUUUAAUGUUUGUACAUUUUUGUAAAAUUGUAGGACAAAUUCUUUAUGAGCAAGGUUUUUUACAAAACAAAUCAUCAGGAUUUAGUCGAGGAUUCCGCAAAGCUAUUUGUGCUUGGUAUUUGAAAAGAGAUCCAUUAAAAACAACAGAACUGGUUAUAAGACAUAAAAAAUAUGAAGGAUGGACACAUAAAGAUAUAAUGAAGCUUGUUCAUAUUCACUCUGAUGAUCCAUGUCAUCAAAUAUAUAUUACUCACACACUAUAUGGAAUGCAAAAAGUAGAGGAAAUGUUCAAAUCUAAAUUAUUAGCAAUUCAAGAAGAAAAUGAAAAAUUUGCUAGAGAACAGUUAACAUUUAUUUAUAAUUAUUUAAAACAAAUAAAUAAUUUGAAAAAAAUGGAUGUGGACAAUUUACAAAAAGAUAUUGGUUUAAAUAAGUGGGGAGAAGAAUUUGAAGUUAUUCCACAAAAAAUGCUUAACAAUUCAAAAAUUAUUAACUCACUUGUAUUACACAUGCCACUCAAAACUCUUUUAGACAACACAUUUCGGUUUGCAAAAAAAAAGUUAUUUUUAAACAUAGCUCCACAAGAAGGAUUGUGGAACUUCAUUUUAAGAUUUAAUAAUGUUAUGGAACUCGAAAAAGAAAAAAUACAUCCCAUCGAGGCAUUUAUUCAGUUUGCAAGAUAUUCAAGAACAGGACCAAAUAUAAUUCAAAUACAAAAUAAUAUAAUGAAGAAACAGGAAAAUGAAAAUACUAAUUUACCAGAUGAUAAGUUAAAAGUAGUUAUUAAGUCAAAUAAAAAAAUAUUAAAACCAUUAGUUGAGGGAAGUUCCAAUUUAAUGAAACAGAAUGAAUAUAAUUUCCAAGCUGGACCAUCGCAUACUAAAUUUGAAUUAAGUAACAAUUUGAAAUCAAAUUUUAAGUUGAAUAAAAGUGAUAAAAAUUCUGAACAGCCUGCUUUAAAAAGAAAGAUUAAAAAUGAUAACAAUAAAAAACAAACUAAGUGGAAUGAAAAUAAGGUUGAAACCAGUAAAUUAAAUCUUAAGGACAAAAAAAUGACUUACAGUAGUACUCAAAAAGUAUCAGAUGACUCAAAUAAUUUGGACAAUCUAAGUAAACAACUUGCUGAAGAUCUAAUUAUCCAAGUUGAAAAUCAGACUUCUCGGCAUACGACAACAAUUUUGCUAAAACCCCCUCCAAAGUUAUCAGCUUCAUUGAUUAAAUUUUUGUCUGAAGAACUAAUUAACAAAACUUUAAAAAUACUAAAACCAACAGGACGUCAUAUUUUAAUAUCAUAUGAUAACAGAAAAUAUAUGAAGAAACAAAAUUGUGCAUAUUCACAUUUAAUUAAAGCUCAUGAAGCUGUAUCAUUGAUAACAUUAUCUAUAAUUUGGCAUGAAAAAUCUCAAAGCAACAAACCAAUUAUAGUAGGUUUAGAUGAUUCUGGAAAACCUUAUAACCCAAUUGAAAUUGAUUACGAUAAAAAUGUCACUUACUCAAAUUUAGAAACUCUUAUGUUUAAGUCAUCUGAAGUUGAUGAAUAUGAAGAAAGAAAUGAAGUUAUUAAUCCUAUACACCCUUUAUCUAUUAUGGAUUGGGCAAAAGGAAAACAAAUGAAAUAUGAUGUGUUUGUGUUUUUGGGAAGUAAUAAUAUGCAUUUGAAAAAUAUUAAAAAAGCUAUGAAAGAUUACAGUAUGUACCUAAAAAAACCAAUAAAGGUUAUUGUAUGUUGUCUUAACGGUAAACAUUCAGAACAAAGUAAUUUUGGGAGAAGUAAUACAUUUUUAGUAAUUGGAUUUGACAAGAAUGUUGGUAUGUUAAUUCAAUCAUUCAUUAAUGAAGAAUUUUAAGUGUUCAAGUUCUGAAAAAAAUAAUAUUUAAUAUGAAUGUUAGGGACGUGGUGUGGCGCGGUGGUCACUAGUUGUUGACAAAACUCUAUUGUUAAGCCGCGCCUACCGCCGUAAGUGAACGGAUGGGUGACCUUGCGUGCACUUCUACGGUGGUUAAAAAGCACCAUGUGUCCCAGUGCACAAGGCACCAAUGCACUUAAAUUUCCCCAGGAUAUACCAAUCCAGUUAGUUCUAACCAACCUAAAAAAAUGAAAAAAAAAUUUAUGUUAUAAAGUUAUCUUUUACUUUUGUAUUUUAUUUAAUAAAAUAUUGUAUUUAGUUAUUUUAAUAGUUCUAGUUAAGUGUAUAAAAUUAUGUUAUUGUACAAAGUAACUUUUAAUAUUUUGACAAAGUUGUUUUUACAAUAUUAAUUUAAGUAAACUUUUCUAUGACCUAUGUAUUAUAUGUUUUAUGAAUUAUAGUUUUAAAUGCUUUAAAUGUUAACAUAUUUUAGAUUUUAAACCAUAAUAUAUAUUUUUUAAUUUCUGUGGAAAAUGAAUUUGAUUAAUUAAAAUAUAUUGACAGACAAUUUACCAGUA
Molecule: messenger RNA, 2972 nt
Organism: Daktulosphaira vitifoliae (grape phylloxera)
Lineage: Eukaryota; Metazoa; Arthropoda; Insecta; Hemiptera; Phylloxeridae
Exons: 10
Coding region: 193-2394 (733 amino acids)
Cellular component (GO): ribonucleoprotein complex
Molecular function (GO): RNA binding
Source: RefSeq, a predicted model, not a curated record